Messenger RNA from Drosophila willistoni, 2603 nucleotides. RefSeq names its product endoplasmic reticulum metallopeptidase 1. Bases 1 to 2580 code for a protein of 859 amino acids. The transcript has 8 exons. Gene Ontology annotation, biological process: proteolysis. The record is from RefSeq and is a predicted model, not a curated record. NCBI's taxonomy places the organism in Eukaryota, Metazoa, Arthropoda, Insecta, Diptera, Drosophilidae. Gene Ontology annotation, molecular function: metalloexopeptidase activity.
AUGCGACAAAAGAAUGAUAAAUUAGACACCGUACACAGAAAGCGGCUGCCUUGGUACCAUGCGCCUCCGUUUUUACUUUUUUGGGUUCUUCUCGUUUUUGCGAUUGUGAUUCCCCUUUUUAAUCGAUUGCCCGAUAUUGUCAAAGUCAAAGACGAGCCAUCGAAGCCAGGAGAAUUUGUAGCGGAACGAGCUCAACAAUUGCUGUAUUCCUAUGAUCGCAUCGGGCCCAAAGUUGUGGGCAGUAUUGCCAAUGAAGUGACUACAGUCUCGUUCCUUCUUGAGGCACUUGAAAAAGUUCGCAUUGAUAUGCGAAAAGAUCUCUAUGAUCUGGAACUGGAUGUCCAACAGGUCUCAGGAGCAUAUGUGCUCAAUUCCAUGGUCAAUAUGUAUCAGGGCAUACAAAAUGUUGUCGUUAAGCUAAGCACACGGAGCUCUAACAGUUCGUCUUAUUUAUUGGUCAACAGUCAUUUUGAUUCAAAGCCAGGUAGCCCCGGAACUGGUGAUGAUGGCAUAAUGGUUGUAGUAAUGCUUGAGGUAUUGCGUCAAAUGGCCAUCUCCCCUACUGUCUUCGAACAUCCCAUUGUCUUUCUGUUCAAUGGAGCUGAGGAAAAUCCAUUGCAAGCAUCCCAUGGUUUUAUCACCCAGCACAAAUGGGCGACCAAUUGCAAAGCCCUCAUCAAUUUAGACGUCGGCGGUAGUGGCGGACGGGAUAUUUUAUUUCAAAGUGGUCCCGAUCAUCCUUGGUUAAUGAAGUAUUACAAACAAAAUGCCAUACAUCCAUUUGCCACAACGUUAGCUGAGGAGAUCUUCCAAUCGGGGAUGCUGCCAUCUGACACUGAUUUUCGGAUUUUCCGAGACUUUGGUCAUGUACCAGGUCUGGAUAUGGCACAGAUAAAGAAUGGUUACGUCUAUCACACUGCAUUCGACAAUUUUGCUGUGAUACCUGGUCGUUCGGUGCAAAGUACAGGUGAAAAUGUGCUAGCUUUGGUGAGAGCCUUCACCAAUGCCAGCGAAAUGCUAAACCCCCAGGAUCAUAGCGAAGGACAUUCGGUAUUUUUUGACUUCCUCGGUCUCUUCCUGGUUUAUUAUACAGAAACGACUGGAAUUAUAUUGAACUGCUGCGUUGCUGUGAUUAGUUUAGUCCUUGUGGCUGUUUCCCUCUGGCGAAUCGCUCGGGUUUCCCAGAGAUCAUUAAACCGAGUGUUAAUCGACUUUGUCAUUAUACUGGCGCUUUGUAUUGUGGGUUAUCUUCUAUGCAUUGGCUUGUCAUUGCUUAUGGCCGUAAUCUUUGAUGCUGGCGACAGAUCGCUAACGUAUUUUAGCAAUAACUGGCUCGUCUUUGGCCUCUACAUUUGUCCAGGUGUCAUAGGUUUGGCCUUGCCCCUUACCUUAUACUACUCUCUACGUCCGUGUAACGAAAUCAGUCACAGCUAUCAAUUGCAGAUGGGUCUACAUAGUCAUUGUGUUAUCCUGGCUGUGGUGGCCAUUAUACUGACUUCGAUUGGGAUACGCUCUACGUACUUAUGUAUGAUUUCUCUGAUUUUCUAUGAAGCUGCGCUUUUGAUUAAUUUACUUAGUACUCUACAUGAUAGGGGGCUUCGCUGGGUGAUCUUUGUUGGAGUUUUACAGAUGCUGCCAUUCCUAUAUAUUUGCUAUCUGUUUUACACAUUCCUUGUGGUUUUCUUCCCCAUGAUGGGACGCAAUGGGACCACCACCAAUCCCGAUAUAAUGAUAGCUCUGGUAUGCGCUUUGGGCACAUUGUUGGCCCUUGGAUUUGUGGCUCCUCUCAUAAACAUAUUUCGUUGGCCGAAGCUAAUACUGCUUGGACUAUGUUUGGUCACUUUUGUAUUCUGCAUGAUUGCUGUCUCCAGCAUUGGCUUUCCUUAUCGCGCCAAAACUAGUGCGAUGCGAAUAACCAUUCUGCACACUCGUCGCACAUUCUAUGAUUAUGAUGGCUCCUUGAGUGUAAACGAUUCGGGUUACUAUUUUGACUAUCAAGAUAGGAGGACUUACUUGCCUUUUGUUGACUCUGUUGAUUUGACUGGCUUGGAUGGCGUGUCCUCUUACUGUGAUAAAUACGUGAUGUGUGGAUUGCCUUGUUUUUGGAAUAGCUGGUGCGGAGCCCGUGCUCACGCUGGUUGGUUACCCCGUGCAGAUGAAGUCAUUUUACCAGGAACUGUAACCCUUGAUUUGCAAGCCAAAACCAUUUUACCGAGCGGCAAAACUGUGCGAUUUGAAUUCGAAUUGAAUGGUCCGCAUCAUAUGAAUUUAUACAUUCAACCGCUAGAGGAUGUGGAGUUAGAGGGAUGGUCCUUUAUCAGUGACAUACCGACAAGGCUACCGUAUCAUAUAUACUUCUCCUAUGGCUCGGAUAACUCCUCAUUGAAGUUUCACAUUGAUUUUAAUGUGUCUAAUGGAAGCGACAAUUUCAAUCGUCCUAUAUUUGAGCUGGGGGUUGUUGGUCAAUAUGUAAGUAACGACUAUAAUCGGGAUAAUGUUACCUUGGACUUUUUGAAUUCCUUUCCCGACUUCGUCUAUGUAAUGGAAUGGACAUCAUACUUUCAACGUUUUGUUUUCUAAAAAAAUAAAUAAAUUUUAAUUUU